ACAUUCAUCUCUAACUGGUUGCAAGAUGAAGCUUGCUUAUUUUCUCCUGAUCUCUGUCUUCAGCUACUGGAUCGAGUGCAAACAUCUAGAGAUUAAAUCAACUGAAGAAACGGUAAUGACAAAAGAACGUAACUGUUCAGCGGCUGACAGUUCAGAGGAAGUGACAACCAAGCAACACGGAAGCCGACAUGAACCUGCUAUUAAUCAUCAGGAGCUAAUGACAGGGAAUGACACAAGAAGUGGUAAAAUAACAAGUUUUCACCACGCAAGAGCAAAGAAAGACUGUUCACUGCAUUGUAAGAACAAAACAGAGCUACUUCAAACUAGUGAAGAUUUAGUCUGUCAACGAAAGUACACAGCAGGACUGCUUCUGAGAAUAACAAGCAAAACUGCCACAGGCUACACAGCCAGUGUUACAGAAAUCAUUACUCCUUGCUCAAUUAAAGUUCACCCAGGAGAGACCAUCAAUAUCACUUUGCCUGAAAUGGAGAUCUCACAGUGUCCCUGUCCUCAUCUGCAACCAAACAAGUCUUAUCUGGUGGCAGGCUACACUGAUUCCAAAAAAGAAACCUUAAUUCUCAACUCCAGAACAUUCCAUGUCCAUAUCAAUAUGCAAUUAAUAAGUCAAAACCAACCUAGAAGACAGUACAUUUUGGCCAGACUUGAAAAGAUGAGGCGGCACCACUAUCGAAUGAAAAAGAUGCUUACCAACAUGUUUUCCUACAAAUGUCCAACCCCAACUGUACCGCCAACUCCAAAUUCAACCCCAACUCCCAUACAACACGACAAUUAAUAAUUAUUAAAACAAGGUGACUAACUAAGUCUUUUUCUACGCUACGAUGAAACAAAGAGGCAUCCUUGUUGAACACUUAGAUGACUAGGUAGAGCAGCUUACUGAAAGCGUAGAUAAUUAGAGGUGAUAUUUAAUAUACAUGUACUAAUAAAGUCUACAUUGAAAAUCUACGGGUAGUAGCAGAAAUUUGGGUGUCAAAGCAUAAAGGUAGCUUAUCUCUUGUUUAUGUAUAACAUCAAAUCACCAGAUCAUGACUAUCCCUCAUUCUUAAGAACAUUACAGAAGAGAAUAAACUCAU
Messenger RNA from Corticium candelabrum, 1091 nucleotides. RefSeq lists its product as uncharacterized. Gene Ontology annotation, molecular function: protein binding. Bases 26 to 793 code for a protein of 255 amino acids. The record is from RefSeq and is a predicted model, not a curated record. The transcript has 4 exons. Lineage: Eukaryota; Metazoa; Porifera; Homoscleromorpha; Homosclerophorida; Plakinidae.